AUGUUGCUUAUCGAUUCUAAAGAAAGAAGGAAGAUAUCAACAAGUCAAGGAGUUUGGACUUCUCUUCGUGGAGAGCUAGAAGAGAAUCAAAUCACAAAUGGAGCACGAUGGGCAACCGAGAUAGCAUUAGAUGCGGGCCCAAUACCCACACCCUUUGGAGUGGCAGUGGAAUUGAGAAAUUACCCGUGGGAUAGGGGUAUUUUAGUCAUUUUCUUAUCCGGAAGGAAUUUGGGAAUUCCGGUUGUACCGUUGCGUAGAGCACGGUGA
Messenger RNA from Prunus armeniaca (apricot), 267 nucleotides. The record is from the annotation of a GenBank genome assembly. NCBI's taxonomy places the organism in Eukaryota, Viridiplantae, Streptophyta, Magnoliopsida, Rosales, Rosaceae.